Molecule: messenger RNA, 2616 nt
Organism: Ziziphus jujuba (common jujube)
Lineage: Eukaryota; Viridiplantae; Streptophyta; Magnoliopsida; Rosales; Rhamnaceae
Exons: 4
Coding region: 680-2410 (576 amino acids)
Source: RefSeq, a predicted model, not a curated record
UAAUUUAUUUAUCCGAAAACAAAAAGACUUUUACUUAAUAAUUUAUCAUUUCCUCUUUGAAUUAAACCCAAUAAUUUAUCCAAAAGAAAGUGAUAGUGAAUUUAACAUGCAAUGGCUGCUGUAAUCUUGCUGGUUUCCAAAGAUGGUAAAGUUUUGAGUUUUUCCACGGUAAAUGAAAGCUGAGUGAUUUCUAUUUUUUUAUCACUUCUUUUUAGCACCAAAAUCCAAACCAAAGCAAAAAUGGGGUUUUUGAUUUUUGCAGAGUAUGAAAUUAUGUGCACACCGUCAUUGCCUAUGAAACCCACCAUUUGAUGCAUCUUGAAGAGUGUGCAGGUGUCACUGCUGGACAUGAGGAACAAACAAAAUUUAUGCACCACCUGGUACCAGAGUUUUGUCCUCCUCUUCUUUUAACUUUUUUGCAGGAGAAGAAAAAUGGUUGAUUGCAACAAACAGAAAGACAACAACCCUGCGACAAGAACAAGAAGCAGAAAAACUGAAAAAAAUUCCUUCACAUUCUCUGCCUUUGAAGAAGACAUUCUGGCGCUUUUUUGGUUUUGAACCCUCUUCAUCUUUUUCUCCUAUGGUAGCACUGAACAUUGGCUACUACUAUUGUUUUUCCCUUCCCAACCAUUAUAGGGUAAGUUCUUGAAUAUCUCAAAGAGGAAUACUACUGGGUGCCAUGGAAAAGAAGAGGAAGGAUCAUAAAUUAGCUUGUGUUACUACUACUCAAGAACCAGAGACAAAUGAACUCUUGAGCAAGGAAAACCAAAACCAACAAAAUGCAACGGCGGCUGCAAAGAAUACAAAAAAUGGUAGCCCUUCAAAUGACAAUGCAUUAUCUGAAAAUCAGCAAUUCCCAUCAAUUGUUCAAUGGCCAUUCACACCACAAAAUGCCGUGGAACAGUCACAACUGACAUCUAGACCUUCUAUUCCCACUCAGUCAUCCUCACCUAUCAUUGUAAACCGAUGGCAUUUUUCUCAACAGCAACAGAAUCAAACUAAUCAUCCGGUCCAGCAGGGCCAGCUCCCGACCAAUUACGCCCAAGCAACACCUCCCCUUUGGCUACCCCAUCGACCCAGUCACCCCAUGCCUGGAGUGAAUGCACCUUCAACUUUUCCACCAUUCACACCCCUAGGAAUGACCGAGAUUAGUUGGCAAGCUCCUGCUGUAGCAGGAGGAACUGCAUCGACCAAUCAACCUCAAGGUCCCAAUUUCUGUUACCCUACUGGAUACACAUAUCCAGGCUUUCCAGGUCCUUGUGAUCCCUUAUGUUGGUGGAGUCAAGCACAACAAUCACAGCCUAUAUGCACAUAUGCUUUUCCUGGAGCAUAUAACUACUUUCCAACACCACCAAUAAUGGUGCCUAGUUGCUCUGCAUCACUUGGACAUUCUUCUCAAAGAGGAAUUAUAAAGCCACCAGCAAAACUUUCUCAGAAGCAUCAGCUACUUUGGGAUGCUCAAUCAGCAGAGAAUGUGCAGCUGUGGAAUGUAAUUAAUGACUUGCAGUCGGAGAUAACUGAUUACAAGAAUCGCUUAUCAAGACUUGAAGCAGAAGUUUCUUCUCUCAAACCAACAGGGGAAGAGCCCAAUGCUCUUGUUAUUAGGACUACUUUAGCUAAACAGCCAUCAAAAAGAGGAAGACCAAAGAGAUCAGUCCCUUCAGUUGAUGAAUUGCCUUCUCCUGAUGAAUCUCAUCCUCGAGCUCGAGGUAGAAAGCCUGUUCCAUCUAAGGUCCAGUCUGAGACUAAAGCACUUGUGUUUGAGAAGGUAAUUCUUAACAAGGUUGAAGAGAAAGGGAAAACAAGUAACGCCACUGCAACCAUGGAGCAAGGAAACGGUCAAAAAGCAUCAAGUAUUGCUGCACAUGCUGGUGGAAACAUGGAGAUUAAUGGAAACAAUCUGAUGAUGCCUGCAUACCACAAUCAAAUAUAUGGAAUUGGGCUUAGUUCAUCUUCGGAAAUGAAAAGUACUGAUGACAAGACUGGUAACUCAAGAAAUGCCCACUCUAUCAUUUCUCCACAAACUAAAGAAAUGUGCAAGGGCAAUUCUGCUGCUUAUAUGGGUUCCAAUGGUAAUGACAACCUUGGAUGGCCAGCCAACAUGACCUCUGAAGAAUCUAGGAGAAACAUGUUAAGUAUAGGAUCCCAGUGCUUCUACAAUAAUGGUAGCAUUAUCAAACAAGGAGGAAAAAUUAUCCCUGGAUGGAGUUUUGUCAAUGAGGAAGAUGCCUCAGAAGAACUUGAAGAUGCGGUGUUAGGAUCAACCAAGGAUGAAGAUGAGGACAUGGGAGAUAAUGCCAGCUCCGGAGCUGAAGAGAUUGCUGGGACAAAAGAUGAAGGUGCCUAUAACAUUGAUGUUGCAUUGAGAACAAGCCCCAAAGGUCUUCUUCCUCCACAUGAUAACUGGUGAUUAAAUUCUACUUCCACUAGUCUGCACUUAAAUUUCUUUUUCGUUCAAUUAUGAUUUGGCUGAUGAACAAUUCUGCUCAAUUGGGCUCACUUUCUGUACAGAGAAAGGUCUUUGCCCAAAAUUUUGUAGGGAGCCAGAUUUUUUUUCAGCCAUAGCAAAAUUUCUAGGCAUAAAAAAACAUAUAUCAUAUGAGGCAUUGACAUGCA